This is a messenger RNA of Ostrea edulis (European flat oyster), 1345 nucleotides long. RefSeq lists its product as uncharacterized. The record is from RefSeq and is a predicted model, not a curated record. The coding region runs from base 508 to 831 and encodes 107 amino acids. The transcript has a single exon. NCBI's taxonomy places the organism in Eukaryota, Metazoa, Mollusca, Bivalvia, Ostreida, Ostreidae.
UAAAUUGCAUUGAAUAUUCUAUUACCUCACAUCAGAGUAGUCUGUGUAUUUAACCUGACAGGCACUAAUACAAGGUGAUUUUUAAACGGAUUGAAGAGAUUUUGACAUUAUCAAGAGCUUCUCUUCAAUUGAUCUUAAUUCCAAAUUCGACUUUGUUCGACCAUUCUGAAUUAUUGUUCGUUUAAUUACAAGAUUAAACCUUUUAAGCGUGUCGGAUAUUUGAACUCGUACCAAAAACAGCUUUACUAAUGAAUCGAUGAACCCCGGCGUGGAGGAUUAGCCAUUUAAUACCAAACAUUGAGUCAACGUUAGCCUUACUUUGCGAAAGUUUUCACAGCGUCAUCGUCACUUGGUAGCGAGUGGUUAAAUUUAUUUGGAUUAAUUCUGCAGUGUUUACUCGAGUGUUUUGGCCAAACUUCUCCCAAACAGAUAUUUUAUUUGAACUUCAGACUGCACUAUUUAACAACGAAGAGAACAUCUUGAGUACCGAGAGGAAACCGGGGAAAUAUGCCAGCACUAACGUCGCCUUGGUUUUACCAGAGGAACCCACAACUUCCUCCUCACCUAGCCUCCGCAGCACAGACGCGUUCCCCUAGCAACAUGACAGAGGAAGAGGUGGAUCAAAUUACCAAGCGGGUGGGUCGCCCGACACGAUCCUCGCAAGCCAAACUCAGCCAGGCCUGGAAGCUGGAAAACACCUUCAUGGAAACUGGGCGACAUUCAUGGGCCAAAAUGGAUUUAUACGCGGACUGCAAAAAGUGUAUGUGGAAGGACAAUGGGGUUGUGAAAGCCACUUGUAAAAUUCGCCCCGUGCAGCCAACACCUCGCUAAUAUCUGGCUUCUUGUCACGAGGAACUUCUAGUCCACCACGACUGUCAAAACCAGUUAGCUACCACCACCAUUUGUCUUUUAUUUCAGGCUCUGAUCAUCAAAAAUAAUCUACGCUUCAAGGAUUCUCCCAUUAUUCGUGUGGUGCUUACGCUUUACAAUCGGUGAUGCUCUCUGUUUUGGCGUGAUGACAUAUACCAGUUCAGUAUUAUGACUUUCUUAUGUUUAUAUAACAUACAUAUCAUUACUGUUUGUGCUUCAAAUUAGGAUUCGUUUUAAUCUCGGGAUUUAUUUUAAUACCCCACUGAAAACAACAUUGGAAAUUCGCCACCUGAAAACUCCACUUCUCACAGUAUAAGUAUGUUGCUGUUUCUUCUAUGUUUUCAUCCAAAACUACUCUGUCACAGAUCAUUUGCAGUUGUCAAUGUGUUGUGUAUUAAAAGAAGUUUACAAAUGUUAAAUUCUAAAUUCAUAUUUUUCCCAAGUGUUUGUAUUAAUAAAAAAAACUAUAUUUUAA